Arachis duranensis is the source of this 2486-nucleotide messenger RNA. Its product is annotated as ubiquitin carboxyl-terminal hydrolase 25. Gene Ontology annotation, cellular component: nucleus; cytosol. Gene Ontology annotation, molecular function: cysteine-type deubiquitinase activity; cysteine-type endopeptidase activity. Lineage: Eukaryota; Viridiplantae; Streptophyta; Magnoliopsida; Fabales; Fabaceae. The record is from RefSeq and is a predicted model, not a curated record. Gene Ontology annotation, biological process: protein deubiquitination.
UGGCGGCGCCGUCCAAUGCACCGGCGGCGAGAAGUGCCGGUCGCCGCCGCAGAAGCAGUUGUUGAUGGCCCUGCAGAUGACGUGGCAGCCGAACCUCCUGAGCCAAAAGCGCAAGAGCGGUCCUCCAUUAGGUCUUCGCAACCUCGGCAAUUCUUGCUACCUCAACAGCGUUCUCCAGUGCCUCACCUACACUCCCCCUCUCGCUAAUUUCUGCCUCCGCUUCCAACACUCUUCCCUCUGUGAUUCUUCUUCUUCUUCCUCCUCUAAUUCGAAUUCAUCGAAUUGUCCGUUCUGUAUUCUCGAGAAGCAGAUUGCGAAGUCCCUGCGCGUGGAUCUCACGCACGACGCGCCGUUGAAGAUUCAGAGCUGCCUCCGGAUCUUCGCCGAGCACUUCCGGUGCGGCCGACAGGAGGACGCGCACGAGUUCCUGCGAUACGUAAUCGACGCCUGCCACAACACCUGCCUCCGCCUCAAGAAGCUCCGCCGCGGCGGAGAUGGUGGUGCUGAGAACGGAGCCGGAGGUGGGAGCUCAACGGUGGUGAAGGAGAUUUUCGGCGGUGCGCUGCAGAGCCAGGUGAAGUGCCUGUGCUGUGGUUAUGAGUCGAAUAAGGUCGAUGAGAUAAUGGAUAUUAGCCUUGAUGUUUUCCAUAGUAACUCGCUUAGAGAUUCAAUGCAAAAGUUCUUCCGGCCUGAGGUUUUAGAUGGGAACAAUAAGUACAAAUGUGAUAGUUGUAAGAAAUUAGUGCCGGCAAAGAAGCAGAUGAGUAUACUCCAAGCGCCUAAUAUUCUUGUUAUACAGCUCAAGAGAUUUGAGGGCAUAUUGGGGGGCAAGAUUGAUAAGGCUGUUGCAUUUGAAGAGGUUUUGUUACUUUCUAGCUUCAUGUGCAAAGCGAGUCAGGAUCCACUACCAGAAUAUAAGCUUUUUGGUACUAUUGUGCAUUCAGGCUACUCCCCGGAGUCUGGUCACUAUUAUGCCUACAUAAAGGAUGCAAUGGGUCGAUGGUAUUGUUGUGAUGAUUCUUGUGUAACAGUUGCAAGUUUGCAAGAAGUUUUGUCAGAGAAGGUUUAUAUUCUUUUUUUCUCUCGAACUACUCAAAGGCCAGCGUUAGUUAAUGAUUCUCUUGUUUCCAAUGGCGUAAAGCCUCAUCACUCGAAUGGGAGUCAGGCAUCUGAAAGUGCAAAGGUUGAGGCACCAUUGAAAGCAGUGCAUUCAAAAUCAAAUUCUGAGCAAUCUACUUGGAAGGAUAUGCCAAGGGUAUCUAAAAUUAGUAAAGGGCCUUCUAGCUCAAGAGUGAAGUUUGACAUUAAUGGAAAUUCUGCUUCCAAGAGAAGUCCUGCUCAUGCAACUGUCAAUGGGAAAGUGGACAUUUCUAAGAAUCAGCUUGUGGUAAUUAAUGGGCAUGUGAAGGACACAGUUUCUUUGGAGAAUGGUAAGAAAGAUCCUCCGUCACUGCCAGCCAGGAAUGGCUCUGUGAAAAAUAAAGUUGACGUAGGUGAUAGAUUUAAAAGAAAGGAUUCAGCAUUAACAAAUGGUUCCACUGAUAUUCAUUCAGUUGAUAUGCAUUUUGCCAAAUCAGAUCCAACGGUAGACAAUAAUAGAAGCACGGUAACAACAGGUAAGGGGCCAGAAAACUUUAAGCAAGAAAGCAAUGGCCACGGUGAACCUAAAAUAUUGGGGAAGAGGAAAGUACAGGAUACUUCAAGCAUUUUGCUUGCACAUGAUGGUCAAUCUCGAACAGAAGUUGAAGAGCUGAAAGACAUUCUUGCAAAAGAAGCCAAGUCUGUUUUGAGGUCAUGUGGCUGGACAGAAAACGUUUUUAACUUCAUGCGAUCUAGAAAGAGGUUACGAGCACAAGAAGCUGGUCAUAUAACAGGUGCAGACGAGAUAAGGAGGUCAUUAAUAAGAGAUGCGAAGGGAGCUUUCUUAUCUAAGAUUCCUGAGUCACUGAGGAAGGAUCUGAUUGAACGUCUCCGGUCGUUUAGCCAAGAUAAAUAGUACAAUUUGAAGGGUCCUGAUCAGAAAUGCAUGUUGAUAAUGCCAGCGAGGCUUGGUGUGUAUAGACUGUAUUACUAAUUAAGGUGGUGAUGGUUGUCGUACCACACUGGAUGCUAUGUUUGGUGCUGUUACAUAUUGACUUUUGAGCUGGUUCUGGAGACAGGCAAGAGUACGUGGAGAUUGUUUCAUUCAAUGCUUCCCUACUGUUUCACGUCUCAGCCAUGAGUUUUCUUUCUCAGUGGAGGAUAUGCAGCUCUGUGAAUCGGGUGUAGAGGCUUUCGGGAAUUCUAUUCAUUUGUACAAUAUUUGGUUUAAUCUUGUUUUUGGAGCAAAAAUCAUAAUUUUCUAUAGAAUUGCUCAACAAAUUUUGAAUCCAGAUGAGGUAGGGUAUGGCUUGUUGAAAAGUUAUGAUCAUUGUGACUGUACACUACAUUAUAAGAUGAGAAAUUCUAAAGUGUAGGCAGAAGUUACAAAUUUUGUUAGACGAUAA